AGCUGUCCAUAUAUCUGCGAUUGUUUACAAAACAUCAGUUUAACUUUUGCGCUCUUAUUUGAAAUUAAUGUUUUAAUUAUUUUAUUAAUUAAGAAAUUAAAUCAAAUUAAUCGUAAUUUUUGUUUUUUAAAUGUAUUCGGGAGGAAAUAGAUGUUGCUUGCUGUACUGCACCAGCAUUUCUUCCUCAAAAAUUGAAGGAACAAAAUUCCAUAGAUUUCCGAAGGAUCUUGCAAGAUGUGACGUUUGGAUUGAAAAAUGUGGUCCAAUAAAUUUACCUUCUAUUGAACCUAUAGUUUUGUACAAAAACUAUAGAAUAUGUUCCUUACAUUUUGAGGAUAAAAUGUAUAUAAAUGCUGAAAAGUCAAGGCUCUCAAUUAACGCAAUACCAACGUUGUUUAAAGGUAAGCAUCAUUAUUCAUUGUUUACUUGUAUACCUAGUGUACACUGGCUAGCGUUGUGCAAAGCUGGUCACUACCUAAUUAGAAAUGAAGAAUUGAUACCCUUAAAUGACCAAUUUGCAAUUGACGACCCUCCAUCUUGUUCGACACCUAUUGCUUCUCAAUCUUGUUCAAUACUACGUUCAAUCAGUGUUGAUUCAUAUGAUUCAUAUUUAUAA
Myzus persicae (green peach aphid) is the source of this 616-nucleotide messenger RNA. Its product is annotated as 52 kDa repressor of the inhibitor of the protein kinase. The transcript has 4 exons. The record is from RefSeq and is a predicted model, not a curated record. Bases 131 to 616 code for a protein of 161 amino acids. Gene Ontology annotation, molecular function: sequence-specific DNA binding. Lineage: Eukaryota; Metazoa; Arthropoda; Insecta; Hemiptera; Aphididae.